AUGCAGCGUCAACAGAUGGCGUCGUUACCAAAGGAACGUGUCCUUGUUGCACCACCAUUUUACCGCAGUGGCUUGGAUUACUGCGGCCCCUUCCAUGUUCGAGUUGGCAGCAAGCGCUCAGCAGUUACGACAAAAACCUAUGCAGCCAUUUUCGUUUGUAUGGCAUCGCGUGCAGUUCAUAUUGAGCUGGCAGAAGACUUGAGUACACAAGCAUUUAUAAACGUGUACGACCGCUUCGUGAGUCGACGAGGCAUCUGCGCUACCUUAUACAGCGAUAAUGGUACUCAGUUUAUUUGUGCGAAUCGACAAAUGCAGGAGGAUUUACAGGCAUGGGUGAACGUGUUUGCACAACAACACCUGGUGGCUGUGGGAACCCACUGGAAGUUUAUUACACCAUCGUCACCUCAUCACGGUGGCCUUUGGGAAGCAGCGGUGCGUUCUGCCAAAAAGCAUCUAUUGCGAGUCAUGGGUCGUCAAACAAUGCGCUUCCCCGAGCUCUACACUCUUUUGACGCGUAUAGAAGCCUGCCUCAACUCACGGCCAUUGCUGGCUUUAUACGAUGACCCAGAAGGUGGUGUAGCGCUCACUCCGGGUGAUUUCAUUAUUGGCCGCCCGUUGAAUUGUCGUCCGGAACCUCCAUUACCAGAAGUUCCAGAAAAUCGGUUGCAUUAUUGGCAACGUCUUCAACGAAUGCUGGAGCACUUUUGGCGUCGCUGGCAAAGCGAAUACAUAAAUACCCUUCAGUCUCGCAGUAAAUGGACUAGACCGGAGCCAAACAUACAGCGCGACGACGUCGUUCUCAUACGGAAUGAGAAUCUCCCCCCUACAUUUUGGCGCAUAGGAAGGGUCAUUGACGUGCAUCCGGGCAGUGAUGGUUUGGUUCGCGGACUUUUUACCAAACACCGAUGUCAGCGGCCGGUACAGAAAUUAUGCCGACUAACAGGCCCAUCUGAAGAAUUACUGAACCGCACGGGUUCAGCCGGGCAGGAUGUUCAAGAGUUACAGUAA
Rhagoletis pomonella (apple maggot) is the source of this 1008-nucleotide messenger RNA. RefSeq lists its product as uncharacterized. The transcript has a single exon. NCBI's taxonomy places the organism in Eukaryota, Metazoa, Arthropoda, Insecta, Diptera, Tephritidae. Gene Ontology annotation, biological process: DNA integration. The coding region runs from base 1 to 1008 and encodes 335 amino acids. Gene Ontology annotation, molecular function: nucleic acid binding. The record is from RefSeq and is a predicted model, not a curated record.